GUGCAUGUGUUAGAUUAGUUUCUAUGGUAACGUUUGAGUUUCGAAAGGGCGAAAAGCUUGUCCUUGGAGUGACUAACGUUAGCGCUUUUACAAAUCAUUGUCGUGUAAGACUUUGUUUGUUUUGUUUUUUUUGCACCAAUAUUCCAAGCAUUUGUUACUAAAUAUUGUAGCUGCUAAACAUCCGUCUACUUCCAAACAGUUUUCAUAUUAUCCUUCAGCAACGUGAGUACACUUGGAUAUUUAACUAGCAUUUCGUUUAGUUGUUACAGUAGUUCGGUUCGUUUAGAGCAUGGACAUCCCUGGCUAUGAUAAUAAGGCAGCUCUGCAGCAGGUGAAUCAGUUUUGGUCGAUGUUAGAUGACAUGUCUCAGAAUAAUCCGGAGGAGUACAGGACCUUCAUUGAACGCCAGUUACGGGAGGGAGCGGACUUUCACUCACCGCCGCAGCCGCAAGCCUGCAUCCGCACUCCUCUUCUGGGACCAAAGGAAGGAAUAUUGUACAUUAACAUGUGCGGUUGGAAACGUGUACCAGCGCCCACAUCUUACAGUGAUCCUGUUCCUGUGUGUGGAGGACGAUUGGAGACAGUGACUGAGGAGAAAGAGCAAUACAGUGUUGUUGAUGUUGCCUUCAACCCUGAGGUUCUGCAGAUGGCAGAGAAAGACAAACAUGAGAAAGAGAAGCUUCACCUACUUGCUCUGAACUUCAUCCAGCAGCAGCAUAAUCUGAAUCUGUCCCAGAGCUACAAACUCACCAAAGACAAAAUCAAAGGCAGAAUUCAGGAUUUGAAGCAGCGUCUCAUGUCACCACAAAUGUGCAAAUCUUCUGUCAAAAACCCACAAGCUGAACCAGCCCCAUCACUCCUACAGCAGAUCUCCUCACUGCGGCUGGCUGAGAGUAAUGAGGACUCAAGCAUCCAACUGAACAUCGAGCAGGAGAAUAAACCAGCCCGAUCAGGUCUCAUUGAGGUGAUCUCCAGCACAGAAUCAGACCAGUCGCAGCCACAACAACCCAAGCAUCAUCUCACAGUCUGUCCUGAUGGCAGCAGCUCAUCUAGGAGCCUGCAGCUGAACGUUGAGCUUCCUGGGGUGAGAUCUGUGUCACAGUGCCAGCUCAGCAUCUCUCAGGGUGAUAUUCUCCUGGAAGUAGAAGAACUUUAUUAUCUUCAUCUACAAUUUCCUGAGUUGGUCAAGGAGGAGACAUGCACUGCAACGUUUAAUAAGAAGAAACAAAUUCUAAAUGUUACAGUGGCUGUGUUAUGAGAACACUUAUUUAUCCAGAAACUGUUGUCUCCAGGAUCAUUAAUCAUGCAAUGAAAUUCAUGGUUACAUCAAUAAUAAUAUGCAUCAUUUUUGGCCUCAACAGGUAUAUUUUAUUAAACGACAGACAUCUGUUCAUACAAUUUUAAGACAAUUAUAGAGAUUAAGUAGGGAUGCACCAAACUAAAUUCUGUUAUAAGCCAACAAUUAUUCCAUGUUA
Molecule: messenger RNA, 1475 nt
Organism: Sinocyclocheilus anshuiensis
Lineage: Eukaryota; Metazoa; Chordata; Actinopteri; Cypriniformes; Cyprinidae
Product: PIH1 domain-containing protein 2-like
Exons: 5
Coding region: 290-1258 (322 amino acids)
Biological process (GO): box C/D snoRNP assembly; rRNA processing
Cellular component (GO): R2TP complex; cytoplasm; ribonucleoprotein complex
Source: RefSeq, a predicted model, not a curated record